CUCCUUUUACUGGCAUGAAGCAUCACAUCAUUCUUGACGAUAUUUAACUGACGCCAUUUUGUUUUUCAUUGCGACCGCGUUGUGAUGUGCUCGUGUGAUUUGUAUUCGAAGAAUCUUGGUUUAUAUUUAGAUUGAUUGUGUGUUAAUACAUUAUACUUUUUUUGUUUAUUUUAAAUACGAAUACUCAUCAUGUCUGAUCGUGAGAGAAGCCGAUCGAGGACGCGCAACGGUUCACGGGAGCCGGCUCCAAAGGUUGCAGCCAUGUCGCGUGGUCAUAGCCGAAGCCGGUCACGCACGCCGCCCCCGCCAAAAGCUUCCAGCAGGAAAUAUAGAAGCCCUACUCGUUCCCGCUCUGGAUCUCCACGGCGCGCCUACCGCGGUUCGCGCUACUCGCGCAGCCGCUCGCGGUCCUACUCUCCACGUGGCUCUUACCGCCGAUCCCAUAGCCAUAGUCCUAUGUCGUCUCGUAGACGGCAUAUUGGUGAUCGAGUGAGGCUUUUGGAAAAUCCGACUCCAUCACGUUGCCUCGGCGUUUUUGGUCUGAGUCUCUACACAACCGAACAGCAGAUUCACCAUAUUUUCUCAAAAUAUGGGCCGGUUGACAAAGUCCAAGUUGUCAUAGAUGCUAAGACUGGUCGUUCGAGAGGCUUUUGCUUCGUGUACUUCGAGUCGCAGGACGACGCGAAGGUCGCAAAGAACGAGUGCACGGGCAUGGAGAUCGACGGGCGUCGCAUCCGCGUCGACUACUCCAUCACGCAGCGUGCGCACACGCCGACGCCCGGCAUCUAUAUGGGGAAGCCCACGCAUGUGAGAGGCGAUAAUGGUUACGACAGGCGCCGAGACAGAGACAGCGACUACUACUACCGCGGCAGCUACCGCGAGCGCGAGCGCGACUACUACGCGCGCUACCGCCACCGCUCCCCGUCGCCGCACUACCGCCGCCGCCGCUACGAGCGCGAACGCUCCUACUCGCCGCGUCGAUUUUAAUGUCGUGACGCUGUCAUCAUAGAACGUGUAGAAUAUAUUUUGAUACACCACUACUUCCAAUGUCCGCCGGUCUCUAAUGCAUUUAUAUUGUACCUGUACGGCCGGCGUAGUCGCGAGAUGAGUUUUUUUUGUAAGGCAGGACUCUGCCCCGGAGACGAUAAGUUGUUUAUGUUUAGAAGCGAUAAAAGGGUUUAGAUAUAAGUUAGCGAGUAAGCAGCCAGCGGGUGGUCGCCUCUAAGAUGUAUAAAACUAGCUCUAAUAAAGGUCUAACACUAAGUCUAAUAUUGAUUUUGUUUGUUUGAAAAGGUAUUGAAACAAGAAGUAAAGGAUGAAGUUCCUUGAAAAAACUAACUGUGUUGAAGUUUUGAAAAUGUUUGAUUGAAAUGAAAAGCCCUUUCGAAAUGGUCGCUGAUCCCGGACCGGCCGGUCGCCGAAAAGAAAGUGUCGGCGCCGGAACGAAGGCGCGAAUGUAGCUCGGUCGCGAAAAGAAUAUGAUCGACACGUUUGUAGUUCAAGCUCAAGCUCGCAAGACGCAAGACGGAAGUCGCACGCGCACGCGCAAUGAUCAUAUUCUUUAUCACACCACUUUUAAACCGAACCGAUCCUAACACGUUACAGUAUUCUGGUACAGAUUAUAUAUAUGGUGAUCCUUAUGCAUUUUAUCCGAUGGUAUAUAUAUCUAUGUCUAUUGAUAUUAGUCUGGUAACACAGUAAUUUAGUUGUAGACCUGUUUUGUGAGCGACUUGUUAAUAAAUUGAUAGUUUUCUAAUGUCA
This is a messenger RNA of Nymphalis io (European peacock), 1761 nucleotides long. RefSeq names its product transformer-2 protein homolog alpha (gene Tra2). Gene Ontology annotation, biological process: positive regulation of mRNA splicing, via spliceosome. Gene Ontology annotation, molecular function: RNA binding. The record is from RefSeq and is a predicted model, not a curated record. The transcript is spliced from 8 exons. Gene Ontology annotation, cellular component: spliceosomal complex. Bases 190 to 987 code for a protein of 265 amino acids. Lineage: Eukaryota; Metazoa; Arthropoda; Insecta; Lepidoptera; Nymphalidae.